Loxodonta africana (African savanna elephant) is the source of this 1781-nucleotide messenger RNA. RefSeq names its product WAS/WASL interacting protein family member 3 (gene WIPF3). The record is from RefSeq and is a predicted model, not a curated record. Gene Ontology annotation, molecular function: gamma-tubulin binding; actin binding; alpha-tubulin binding. NCBI's taxonomy places the organism in Eukaryota, Metazoa, Chordata, Mammalia, Proboscidea, Elephantidae. Gene Ontology annotation, cellular component: WASH complex; recycling endosome; early endosome. Gene Ontology annotation, biological process: retrograde transport, endosome to Golgi; Arp2/3 complex-mediated actin nucleation; exocytosis.
GGGCAGAGAACUAAGGGAGGAAAAAUAGUGGACAGGACAUUUUGCUUAUCUGCAAAUGUUAUAUGCAAAUUAUAGUACAAUCCAUCUUAUUCCCUUACAGGUAAGCACAGACGCUUCCAGCUUGAGAAACACAGAUCCAAAAGGUCGGAGUGCAUUGUUGGCUGAUAUCCAGCAAGGAGCUCGCCUACGAAAAGUCACACAGAUCAAUGACCGCAGUGCCCCACAAAUCGAGAAUUCUAAGGGAACCAACAAAGAAGGAGGAGGUUCUGCAAACUCCAGAGGUGGGAGCACACCCCCAGCCUUGGGAGAUCUGUUUGCUGGGGGCUUUCCUGUGUUACGACCAGCAGGCCAGAGGGAUGCAGCAGGUGGCAAGACAGGGCUGGCCCCUGGCUCCCGAGCGCCUUCUCCCAGGCUUCCCACCAAAACCAUCAGCGGUCCACUGAAUCCCCCUCCAUCUCCCCGACUGGGAAAUGCUUCCGAGGCACAUGGCACUGCCCGGGCAGUCCCUCCUCGCCCCAACAUGCCUGCUCCACCUCCACCUCCUCCACCCUUAACCCCACCCCUGCCCCCAUCCUCCCCCACCAGAGCUCCGCUGGUAUCCCCACCUGGCCCAUCCAACAAAGGGAACCCCCCCUUGGGCAUACCCCCUCUGCCCACCAUGGCGCCUCCAGCUCCACCACCACCACCACCACCUCUCCCAACCCCACCCCCGCUGCCCCCAGCCUCAGGUCUCAGUGACAAGGCAGUGAAGCCUCAGCUAGCCCCCUUGCCCCUACCACCCAUCCCUCCCCCGCUCCCCCUUCUCCCACCCUGUGGGUAUCCCGGGCUCAGUGUGGAUGCUGUGAGCCCCAACCAAGAUGUGCGGGAGCCCCCGGCCCCUCCAGCUCCUCCGCCCCCACCGCCUCUGCCACCCCCACUCCCCCUUUACGCCUCAUGCUCCCCAAGGUCUCUGCCGGUACCGCCUUUGCCAGGUGCUAAUACCAGCAGCGAAGCACCACCGCCGCUACCCCCCAAGUCCCCCAGCCUCCAGGCCCAGCCCCAGAAGCCCAGUGUGCAGGUCUUGCCCACGCCGCCAGCCCCGCCAGGGCCUCAGUUCCUGCAGAAGAAGAGGCAUGGCCGAGGCCCAGGGACCAGUGGGGGGAAGCUAAAUCCACCCCCAGCCCCGCCUGCAAGAUCACCUACCACGGAGCUUUCAAGCAGGAGCCAGCAAGCCCCAGCCUGGACCCCGACCCAGCAGCCAGGAAGUCAGCUGAGAAAUGGAAGCCUGCACAUCAUGGAUGACUUUGAGUCUAAAUUCACGUUCCAUUCUGUGGAAGACUUUCCUCCUCCAGAUGAAUAUAAGCCAUGCCAGAAGAUUUAUCCCAGCAAGAUCCCCAGAAGCCGUACACCUGGUCCCUGGGUCCAUGCUGAGGCAGCCGGGCAGGGCUCUGAUGACAUCAAAGGAAGAAAUUCUCAGGUAACACGUCUCUCAGGCCUCUGAAUGUAAAACCAGGAAUUCUCCUCAGGGAGCACAGAUACAUUGAGAGUAUACUUUCUCCUUAGCAGCUUAAAAAUUUUCCUCAGACUCCUUUUCCUCAAGAAAAGCCAUUUUGUGUACCUUUGUUUCCAGCUAGAACAAAACACCCAUACUUUUAAAAUCUGGAGAGUGAAAAGGGGCUUCCCUUUAAUCACUACCACAUAUAGAAGCAAAUUUGGCAAUUCAGAACCCCUUUAGAAUCAUCCCGCAAAAUUCACCCCAUUCACUCCCCAUUUCUUCACUGGUUAUGAUGGCCCAGGGACCC